Messenger RNA from Aspergillus pseudonomiae, 2254 nucleotides. Its product is annotated as sterol esterase. The transcript is spliced from 2 exons. NCBI's taxonomy places the organism in Eukaryota, Fungi, Ascomycota, Eurotiomycetes, Eurotiales, Aspergillaceae. The record is from RefSeq and is a predicted model, not a curated record. Bases 121 to 1536 code for a protein of 471 amino acids.
CUUCAUUUCGCUUCCUGGCGCAUUUCUGCCUCGUCCCCCAUCAUGGAGUUCAGGCCCAGGGUUGUGCAAUAGACUUGUUCCCCUUCCGAACCUAAAGCCUCAGCGAUAAAUUCCUUCAUCAUGGCGCGCAUGCCUGUGAUUGGACGAUUGUUUUGGUUUGAAUAUCUAGCACUGUUCGCUUCUUUGAUUCUGGUACUGCUCGAAUGGAUCAUACAUAUAAUUACAUUUUGUCUUCCUGAAACGGUAAUCAACUUCUUCUACGACCGGUCGAAAACCAUUUUCAACUUAUUUAUAACUCCCGAGGAUGAAGGCAAGCGCAGUAAAGAAGAACGGAUCGCCGCCGCAGUCGCACAGGCCUCCGACUUCGUAGAUAUAUGCGCUCUGUUUGGUUACCAGACUGAGGAGCAUAUUGUCCAGACCGGCGAUGGCUACCUGCUCGGCCUCCACCGCUUGGCCUACCGGCGUGGCGAGGAAAAGAUGCGCGUCAAUCAAGGAAAAGGGGGCGUCCGGAAGAAGGUUGUCUUCCUCCAUCAUGGACUGAUGAUGUGCAGUGAGGUUUGGGUGUGUUUGUCAGAAGAACAACGGUGUCUUCCCUUUCAAUUAGUGGAAAGGGGCUAUGACGUGUGGUUUGGAAACAAUCGCGGCAACAAGUACUCCAAAAAGUCCGUGCGGUUCUCGCCCGGGUCCAACGAAUUUUGGGACUUCUCCAUCGAUCAGUUUGCCUUCCACGAUAUUCCCGACAGCAUCAAUUAUAUCUUGGAUGUCACGGGCCAGCCUUCUCUGUCGUAUGUUGGGUUCUCGCAGGGCACCGCUCAAGCCUUUGCGACACUAUCUAUCCACCCACUGCUGAACCAGAAGGUCGAUGUUUUCGUGGCCCUUGCGCCCGCAAUGGCGCCUACAGGCUUGCCAAACCAUUUCGUUGACUCGCUGAUGAAGGCCUCGCCGAAUUUCUUGUUCCUUCUGUUCGGCCGUCGGAGCAUCCUCAGUUCCACGACCAUGUGGCAGACGGUCCUCUACCCGCCUAUCUUUGUCCAGAUUAUCGACAAGUGUCUUGACGGACUCUUCAACUGGAAAUGCCGGAACAUCAGUCGCUGGCAAAAGUUAGCGGGAUACCUACAUCUAUUCUCCUUGACCAGCACCAAAUCUGUGGUCCAUUGGUUUCAGAUCAUCCGGCAUAAAAACUUUCAAUUCUAUGACGACGAGGUCCACGCUCCAUUUAGCAUUGUCGCUAGCGAGCGCUUCUAUAAGCCGGUCAAGUACCCUACUAAGAACAUCAAGACGCCCAUUGUGCUUCUGUAUGGAGGCAAUGACAGCCUCGUGGACAUUAAUGUGAUGCUGAAAGAGCUUCCACGCGAGACCACGGCUAAGAUCAUCCCGAAGUACGAACAUCUCGAUUUCUUGUGGGCGGCAGACGUAGAGCAAGAGGUGUUCAGCCAUGUCUUCGAGGCUCUCGAACGGUAUAGCGGCAUCACCCAGUUUGAGGGGCCGGUGACGGGCCUGAUCAAUGGCGAUGCGGGGCAUGCGAUCGCGAUUUAGGCGAUAGAGAUCCAUUAGAUAGCAUGAGUUAUAUGAUUCGUGCGAAGUAUAUACCGGCGCGUACCCGGACGGCGGUUGGUUUGGCUAUAAUGGUGUCUGUUAAUACCUCAUAUUAGUGUAUAUGUCUCUUUUUUGUUCAUCUUUUCUUUUGCAAUCCUCGACCCAGGCUGCAACAGCCAUGGCCUGUUUGUUGCACAGCACGUAACCGAGGCCGCUAUAGUAUCUCAUAUUAUGAUAUCAUUCACGCCAUCGAAGGAGGGCAAUGACCAGUCGAACGCCGUUGGACCUCGCUUGACACACCGUGUGGGCCGUCGAAUGUGAUACAUUGAUUUAAGGUCGAACUGACGUCCCGGCAUUCAUUUAGACUACUGGUCAGAGCCAACGCCCCCCUACUCAUCUAGUGUCGGUAUCAAGUUACAUAUGUCGUUGGAGUUUGCCUCCUGGAAAUGCCUCCCGUUAGACCUAUCGACCGGUCCAUCACAUGAACCCUGCGUCGUACUUCUUGCGCCCAAUCGUCGCCCCCUGGAUCUCCCGGUCGAGAGUCCAGCCAUUGGUUUGUUUGGUGCCUGACAGCAUGAGGUGGCCAGGUCUUUGGUCCGGACUCAGUCCCUCUCGUCCGGGAGGAGGGAUGGUGGGUUGGUUUUCUUGUGCAGGAGAGCCGAGGGUGGGAAAAAGGUGACAGGUAAAGUGAACCGUUUAGCUUAAGCGAUUGGUCGAG